This is a messenger RNA of Hordeum vulgare subsp. vulgare (domesticated barley), 766 nucleotides long. RefSeq names its product gamma-secretase subunit APH1-like. The transcript is spliced from 4 exons. Bases 16 to 486 code for a protein of 156 amino acids. Gene Ontology annotation, molecular function: protein-macromolecule adaptor activity. The record is from RefSeq and is a predicted model, not a curated record. NCBI's taxonomy places the organism in Eukaryota, Viridiplantae, Streptophyta, Magnoliopsida, Poales, Poaceae. Gene Ontology annotation, biological process: positive regulation of catalytic activity; protein processing. Gene Ontology annotation, cellular component: membrane; endoplasmic reticulum; gamma-secretase complex.
GUUUUCCCCAGGAAAAUGGAAGAGAUGCUAUAUGCCUUUGCCGACAGAAUAUCUAAACCACGUCUCUGUUUGACAGACAAGAUGCUAAUAUCAUUGGCUGGUGGUUUAGGUCAUGGACUUGCUCAUGCAGUCUUUUUCUGCCUCAGCCUCCUAACUCCAGCAUUUGGUCGAGCAACAUUUUUUGUCGAAAGGUGCUCAAGGAUGCCAUUUUUCCUUGUGUCUGCAAUUAUUUCACUUGGAUUCUUGGUCAUCCAUACUUCCUCGAUGAUUAUUGCCUUUAAUGGAUAUGGAGAGAGAAAGAAGAAGGACCAAAUCUUCGUCCCAGUGGUUCACCUGAUUGCUGCUGUAAUGACAUUGAUCAACCUUGUGCCUGGAGGUUGCCUCGUCGGUACACCUUUACUGUGCAUGACGGCUGCGAUGACCUUGUAUUACUCCUGGCAAGUGGUUGGGCAGAGAAUAGCAGAGCACCAACAUGGGCAGUCUUAACAGCUAGCGCUUUGCCUAUGCUCGUUGCAUCGCAUCGAGUUUUCUUGUGGGUUAAUCUCUGUACUAGGACAACUGUAUGUAGAUUUAGCAGUUUCGCCACUAGUGGACUCAUCAUCUUGUGAAAGCCCAUGCGGAACGGUGGUCGUGAGAAAUUUAUUCCCUUCUGAAGUUAUGAUGGGUUGUAUAUGAGAGUGUGUACUUGUAAUUAGAUGUUUUCAGUACUAUCUGGACAGGCAAGAGAUUGCCGUCAGAUCAGGCAUGAGUAGUUAGUUACCUAUAA